Molecule: messenger RNA, 931 nt
Organism: Nicotiana tabacum (common tobacco)
Lineage: Eukaryota; Viridiplantae; Streptophyta; Magnoliopsida; Solanales; Solanaceae
Source: RefSeq, a predicted model, not a curated record
AUAGUUCUCUAUUUCAUUUGAAAAAGAGAGAGAGAGAGAACCGACAAUAUUUACUUUUUCUUAUUAGUUCUAUUUAUACCUUGUUAAGAAUUCUAAAGUGAUGAUGUAAAAUUGUUGUUGUAUUUUUGUUUAAUUCCUCUCUCUUCCCUACUAUAAACCCCAAGUCCGGCUCCGGCGAGACCCAACACAACAGCUCGGCGGUCCGGCUCCGGCAAGACACUCUGAAGGGAGCGGAAAAAUGGGCAUGUCGGCGGCAAGCUCUGUCAAUGAAGCUAUGAAACUGUGCAUAUUUGAUUUGAGAAGGGGACAACAUGAAGGGCAGGAGUUGGACAAGAUUUUAUUUUUCUUUCCUGCUGAUUUGCCUUUCCCCACCCAACUCUCUGUGAUAGGGCUUAGUGAAGGGCUCAUAACAUUCACCAGAAUAUUCUCCCCCGAGGCUCCGUGUGAGGUUAUUGAAGCAGAGAUGCACUCACAUGUUUUCUAUGAGGCAGAACGUGAUAUUUGGAUGGUGAUGGUGGUGGAGAAAAGUGAGUCAGAAGCCAUAUGGCGGACUGAUGCUUUACGAAAUGUUCUUAAAGAAGUUCACUCUCUCUUUGUGAUGUUUCACGGGUCCAUCAGAGCAUUACUCGAUAGAGAACCGAGUGGAGGGCUUACCAGGACGCAUUUGUAUUAUUUUGUUAUGGAUUAUUUAAGUGCAUUUGAAAAGCGGCCUUCAUUGGAAUUGUGCUGCUGGGAUUUUCUUUCUGGCAAGAAGCUUCACUUGCCAAAUUUCCGUGAUUGUCUGAAGGAGCGUGGAAAAGUACAGAUGUUGACUAUUGGGAGGGAAGCAGCACUUGAAGUUCAGUCACUAGUAAGAGUGCUAGAAUCAUGUGCCGGCUGCACACAGUGCUACUCACUGAUCAUGUUCCAGGACCUGCUGGUUUCCACAACU